This is a messenger RNA of Aspergillus nomiae NRRL 13137, 1338 nucleotides long. RefSeq lists its product as uncharacterized. Lineage: Eukaryota; Fungi; Ascomycota; Eurotiomycetes; Eurotiales; Aspergillaceae. Gene Ontology annotation, biological process: transmembrane transport. The record is from RefSeq and is a predicted model, not a curated record. Gene Ontology annotation, molecular function: transmembrane transporter activity. The coding region runs from base 1 to 1338 and encodes 445 amino acids. The transcript is spliced from 3 exons.
AUGAGGUAUCGAGCCUGUUUCUGUUUUUCAUCUCUUCAACUUGUCCAGCUUCAGGAUAGCAUUGCUUCAAACUUUUUGAAUCCAGGUAGUGAGCUUUACUUGUCAUUCACGUCCUGCAUCACCGCUCUCUGUAUUCUUAUUGCCAUGAAUGCCUGGGGUUACAGAUGGCGUUCCUCGAAGCCUCUCAUUAUCGCCACAAUUAGUAUUGCCUUAUUUGCUGAAACCUUUCUGUAUAGCUUUAUUAUUCCUAUCCUGAGUUAUAUGCUAGAGGUCCGUCUUAAUAUUGAUCCAUCGGAAACCCAGUGGCAUAUUACUGCCUUACUGGCCCUACAUGGUUUGGUUGCUCUCGUGGUUGCACCACCAAUUGCCCACCUUACCGACAAGUCUCCCAAUCGCAAAAUGCCCUUUUUACUCUCUCUCGUAAUGUCUCUAGUUGGGACAUGUUUGAUUGCAAUCUCAUUAUCAGUUUGGGUGCUUUAUGUCGGUCGUGUGAUACAAGGCGCCGCUGGAUCGGCCUCAUGGAUUGUGGGUUAUACCACCUUAGCAGAUAACGUCAAACAAGGAGACAUGGGGAGAGCUAUGGGGGUGACCAUGACAUUUUCCCUUUUGGGAAUUGUCGCAGGACCAGCGAUUAGCGGAACACUUCUCCAGCUCCUGGGAUACUGGACCGCCUGGACCGCUCCCCUAGCAGUUCUUGUCCUCAACAUUAUUUUCCGCCUCAUCAUGUUGGAGAGACAGGAUAGUGCCACCUCUAUUGCUAGUUCUAGCUCGGAGGACUCGUACUCGUCAAUUGUUUCAGGAAGAGUCAUAGAGCCACAAAGCCAGGACGAAACCUCUUCAUUACUUCCCUCAUUGUCCUCGCACAGUUAUGCGCCUUUCGAUGCAGAUUCAGCCCAGGUGCGUCCAUCUGAUGGCCCUGAGCAGCGCCCGGGAUUCUAUAGCACUAUGUUGAGAGAGCCCCGGAUUCUUACAGGGGCAGCCAACGUCCUCUUGUUUAACAUUAUAACUGCCGGUUUUAGUGCGACCUUGCCCCUUCACAUGCAGAAUGUUUUUCAUUGGGAAAGCAUGUCUGUGGGUCUGGUCUUUCUCAGUCUACAGCUCCCUCAAGUCAUCCUUAGUCCACUAGUCGGAUGUCUUCGUGACUAUCUAGGCUAUCGAUUUCUGACUACGGUCGGCUGGACUCUUUUGACUCCACUACUCUGGCUUCUCGGGAUCCCUGGCUCUAACACAUUUUUCUGGAGCCGUCCCGAGAUCCAUGGCAAAGCUGCCUUUGUUGCGUGUAUUGUUAGCAUCGGUGCUAUUUUCAGUCUGAUCCGUGGCGGGGGGCAUUGCAGAUGA